Messenger RNA from Cutaneotrichosporon cavernicola, 4449 nucleotides. RefSeq lists its product as uncharacterized. Gene Ontology annotation, cellular component: endoplasmic reticulum membrane. NCBI's taxonomy places the organism in Eukaryota, Fungi, Basidiomycota, Tremellomycetes, Trichosporonales, Trichosporonaceae. Bases 1 to 4449 code for a protein of 1482 amino acids. The transcript has 12 exons. The record is from RefSeq and is a predicted model, not a curated record. Gene Ontology annotation, molecular function: zinc ion binding.
AUGGCCGACGACGCGGCUCAAGACGCGAUGUGGGGGAGCUUCGACGACGAGGGCGACCUCUGCCGCGUAUGUCGCACUGAAGCAGAGGAAUCAAAGCCCCUCAUCUAUCCAUGCAAGUGCUCUGGUUCGGUUCGAUAUGUCCACUCGGACUGCUUGCAAGAAUGGCUAUCGCGCAGCAAGAAACGCUACUGUGAGAUCUGUGGCCAUCCUUACACCUUCACCAAAGUCUAUCCCUCCUCCUUACCCUCCAUUAUCCCUACAAUGGUCUACAUUCGACAAUCCCUCUUUGUGGCCGGACGUCUAGCAUGGCGCGUCAUGCGCGUAUGUAUCGCCAUCAUCAGCUGGCUGGUCAUACUUCCCAUCAUCACCAUGGGGUCGUUACGGAUCAUUCUAGCCGUAGUGGACCACUUGACCAACAGUGGCCUAUCAUACGGACUGCAAUGCGCCAUUGCGGACAGUUUCCACGAACUGAACAGGACGUUUGUACUGCCCAACGGCACUGACGGGCGACCAACAGGUCGUGACCUUGUCCUCAAUGCGAUCGCCACUAACGGCACGCUCAGCUUCCGCCCCACGUUCCUUGACCGCAUUACAGCAGACGGACGAAACCCCAUUGCUUUUGUCUUCCGCGGCCAGAUUGUCGCCAUUUCCGUCGCCACUGGCUUAAUCGGCCUCAUCUUGCUACGCGAGUGGAUCGCGCAGCAAGAAUGGCAUGCACGGCCACCAACUGAGGAGGAAGACGAGGUCGACCCCAGCUUGUGGACAUUCCGCAACGGCCAGGCUAUCCGGCUCGCGGACCUCGAGGACUCGAGCAGGUACGCCGAGUCGGAUCGCGCAGCGGCAGGUACAGACGUCGGCGACACGGGGGAUGCGGAGACCAUCAUCGCCGACGGUGACCAAGAGAGGCCUGUCGAUGCCUCACCGGAGGAGACUGCUGGGCGCUACGCCGAGGCCGAAGUUGAGAUGGGCGCAGCUCCUUCCCCACCCGCCGACGCAAGCGACGUAUCCUGGGACGAGACGCAGGAACGUAAGUCGCGGCCUACUCUGACCCGUGCGUCCUGUGAUGUGUCCAACCGCGUUGUGGAUACCACCUCGGGGGCCUCCUUUUGGGAGAACAACGCAGAGGCUGGUCCCUCUCGUGGAGUCGCCGAUGUGCCCGUGGACGCGGUUCCGAACUCGCCGCGUCUCGCCUCGUGGCAGCAGCUCGAAACACCUCGCGCGAAUGGCAGGGAGUCUCCUCACGGAACGCCUCAAGGAGACGAUUUCUUGGACGAACUGGAAACGGUCCCUGGUGGUGCAAGCAACCAGGGCGCACCUGAGUUCUCGCCGUCGUUCCGCCGCGCGUCGGAUCCUGGGCCAGAUGGUAAUGUCCAGAGUCCUCGUGCAGAGCGACAUUUUGGAUCACAUGGUCAGAUGGACCCCACUUUGCCGAUUAUCGCAGAGUCGCCAUUAGACACCCCGCCCAUCGACGUCCAGCGCGCCGUCGACGCACGCAUCGGUACGUUGCUGGGUGUUCCAGAAGGGCAUGAGGGUCCGUCGUCACCGGACAGCGUUGGGACAGCGGAGACCGGCGAGUUUGAGCCCGACGAGCAGGCCCUGAAGCGGGAAACGUCGCUAGGUGACUUUGUGCGAACCGAGACCGAGGACAAUGAGACAGACGGUGACGCGGACCAGGAAACCGAUGCCAACGCGGAUGUCGAGAUGGAACACAUCGAGGAGAGGGUCGAAAUUGACGAGCCUCAGUGGCGCCAUUUCGAGGCAGCAUUGGGUGACGACGAUGAGGGCUUUGUCGUCAAUGUCGAGAUGGUUCAGCAAGUCAUGGCGCGCAACGAACUCGAGGGUGUUGGCAUGGACAUCCCACCAGACGACGACGACGACCGGCCACUGGACGCCGAGGACUGGGAUGGCAUCUUUGAAGUCGUUGGCUUUAUCGGUCCUCUCACUGGUCUUCUCCACAACCACAUCUUCGUCAGCUUCGCCAUGGCGUUCACCUUGUCCAUGAUGGUAGGAGUCCCUACUUUCCUCGGCAAACUUGUGCUUUCAACCGACGGCAUUCGUCUCUCGGGGGAUGCGUUCACCACGACGGUUCGCUCCCUUUCGUUCGUGUCCGAAUGCCUGUACCGCGGCAUUGCAGUUAUCCUGAAAGAACUUCUGGUUUUCCCUCGACUUGUUGCCAAGCCAGCGACAGAGUACGUUAUGGAAGCGCUCAACGUGACUUCGGCCGACAUAGCUCAAGCCUUUAACUACACAGCGAGCAUAUUCUCACAUCCCAUCAUUACGCCGGAGGCUGUUAUCCCAAUCAACUGCGCUUCAGACGUACCGGUGGUUGGAGUCGUCGUGGAAACGACUAUUGACGGACUCGAGCUCAUCGGCGAGACGGCGCACAAGCUUUACAAGGCGUUCCGCUUAUACUCAAUCUCCGUCGCCGCGUCGCCCGAUUCCGGCGACCAGUUCAUGUGCCUAGUCGUGGGCUACAUGAUGUUAUCGAUGGGCGUCAUCUGCAUCGCGGUCAUCGACGCAGCGAACCUUCUCCAACUUUCACACUCGUUUAUGGAGAAGGCUCGUAACGUACAGACGUUCUUGAAGGUUGUCUUCUUCAUGACGCUUGAGAUUGUGUGCUUCCCCGUCUUCGUCGGGAUUAUCAUGGACCUCUGUACGCUCCCGUUAUUCGGUGCGACGGUGAGCCAUCGACUCGGCCGCAUCGCAGCCAGACCGUUCGGCACUCUCUUCGUAACGUGGGCAUGCGGUACGGUGUUCAUGAUCUCUUUCGCGGCGUUCUUGGCGCACAUGCGGACAAUUUCGCGGGCGGGAGCGCUGUAUUUCAUCCGCGAUCCAUCAGAUCCGACUCAUUCACCAGUCAAGGAAAUCAUGGACCGCCCAGCACUGGCUCAGUUCCCAAGAUUAGCGGUGUCGGCCACAAUGUACACCGUGGUUGUGUACGCGGUCUGCGGCGGUGUGCCGUGGCUCUUGUAUAGCGUCUCGGGUUUCAGCCCCACAAGCGGGUUCCUCCCGUUGCGACUCGAGCAGCGUCCAUUGUCAUCGGUGCCAUUCGACAUCCUCUUCCUCCAUCUUGUCAUCCCCCCCUCGUGGGAGAUGCUGUACCUCCCUCACAGGAUCAGAAAGCUCUUCGUUAUGUGGUGGGGUUUCGCGGUUAGGAAGCUCCGUCUCGUCUCGCUUAUCUUCGGGAUGGAGGUUCGGCCAAAGCCGUCCAACCGUGCCUCCCAAUGGGCAUGGUUGGUCGCGGACGCUGCGUGCCAGUUCGUGUUCGGUCGUUAUGACAACCGCGCAACCAGAGCCCGCGUACCUGCCAGCGACAGAGUGGAGCUGGCCACACUGGAAGAGCGGAGACGGGAGGGCGUCUUCAUCCCCGUCGACCAGAAGGGAGCACCACGCACUGAGGCGGACCGCAUCCGUUUACUCAAGCAGGACCGUGCCGCUCGCAAGGCAGGCCGCAACCCGAAGGACGACUACACCGUUGUGUCUCUGCCAGAUUUCUGGCGCACACGUGUCUACGCGUUGUUGAUAUUUAUGCUGUUCUCGGCGGCCUGCGUCACGGCUGGCAUGAUUUUCGUCCCGUUGGCCCUCGGGCGGCAGGCAACUGGCUCAUGGUUCGGUGGCCCCGUGUACGACGGAUACAGCUGGGUCGUCGGCGUUUACUUGUGUCUGAUCUCCUACAACUUGGGGCAGAGUGCUAAAAAGCACAUCAUUGACUCGUCUCGGGCCGAGCGGUUGCGCAGAUCACAGAAGUCGACGCGUGUCAAGCGGUGGCUUCGUGGUGUGGCGCGUGCGGUCUACGCCGUGUCCAUACUGUACCUUGUCCUGCCACUCAUUGCGGGAAUCAACUUUGAGUUGUUCAUCUCUCUCCCCGCGCGCUACGGCUUCUCGAACGACAUCACGCCGGUCCUGCAUGUGUGGGACGCAUGGGCGACGGGCACGACAAUGAUCUCGCUUUACGUCGGCGGUGUGGGCUUGGCCGCCGACGAAUUGCCACGCGAUGGGCCACCCACUUUCCGCGAUGCUUUCAAGCGACCGCUCCGCAUGAAGUUUAGCUACAUCACCAAUCUCUGUGUACCACUCAUCGCCUACAUGGUUGUGCCGAUAGUGCUCCCUUGGUUGGCUUUCGUCUCGCUGCGCUCCAGCCUGCAGAUGAUCGGCGUGGCCUUGCCCCAGGUCGACAACGGAUGGGCAUUCCGGAUGAUGUACCCGAUCACCACGACGGUCCUCUUAGUGGCCAUGUCGUGGCGCGUCAUCGCGACACUCCUUGUGCGCGUGCGGCAGUGGAUGAUCGACGCCGAAUAUGUUGUGGAGGAGCGUGUCGAGAACUACGAACCUGGAGCCGAACCGGAGUGGGCACCAGAGGAUGUUGUCGUGGGGGCGGAGGGCGCUGUCAAUGCAGCAGAGCCGGUAGAGCAAGAAGAGGAGUGGGAGGAUGUGAUGGUGGUGGAGUAA